AUGGAAACUAUCACGACCGAUCAAGGAACUAUGUUUACCGGAUCGGACACUAUAGCUUUCUCGCAAGAAUACGGUUUUAAAAUGAUACAUUCUACACCAUAUUAUGCCCAAGCAAAUGGACAAGCUGAAGCUACGAACAAGUCAAUAAAGAAUUAUUUGUCCAAAAUGAUUGAAGAAAAUCCAAGUCAAUGGCAUAGGAUCUUAUCUGAAGUCGUGUGGGGGAACAGAAUAUCCCAGAAGUCAGCUACUGUCACAUCUCCAUUUCGUUUAGUAUAUGGGUAUGGUGCAAUGUUACCUAUGGAGCUCGCUGUGUCUGUCCGACGAAAGAGGAAACACAUGGUUUCAAAAGAAGAUUAUGCUGACAAGAUGAUCUUAGAGGCAUUAGAUCUCGAUGAAGAAAGAUUAGAAGCACAUGAUCAUUUAGAAGCGCAAAAAAGGAGGGUGGAAAGAUCGUACAAUAAACGAGUCAAGGGGAAGAUUUUUAAAAUUGGAGAUCUAGUAUGGAAAGCAAUUUUACCGUUAGGACACAAAGAUCAACGUCUUGGAAAAUGGAGCCCAAACUGGAAGGACCAUUUCACGUGA
Mercurialis annua (annual mercury) is the source of this 582-nucleotide messenger RNA. RefSeq lists its product as uncharacterized. Gene Ontology annotation, molecular function: nucleic acid binding. The record is from RefSeq and is a predicted model, not a curated record. The coding region runs from base 1 to 582 and encodes 193 amino acids. Gene Ontology annotation, biological process: DNA integration. The transcript has 2 exons. NCBI's taxonomy places the organism in Eukaryota, Viridiplantae, Streptophyta, Magnoliopsida, Malpighiales, Euphorbiaceae.